AUGGCGGAUUCCUCCCGACUCAAAGCGACCGUCUUCGUAGGCGGCCUCGACAUGGCCGUCACCCAGCAAACCCUCUACCACGCGUUCCUCCCCUUUGGCGACAUCGUCGAGGUUAACCUACCCAAGCCGGAAUUGCCGUCGUCAAAGGAGCCGCAUAGGGGCUAUGGCUACGUUGAAUUUGAGCAUGCCGAGGAUGCGAGAGAUGCCAUCGACAACAUGGAUCGGAGUGAAAUGUACGGACAUGUGAUCAAGGUUGCGCAGGCGAAGCCGCAGAAGGAUCAGACUGAGGGGUUGGGGAGUAAGACGGCGAUCUGGGAGCAGGAAGGAUGGCUGGCGAAGCAUGCUGUGAGCGAGGAGGAUAGACAAGCUGCAGGGAAUGCAGAAGCACCUUCGGACCAACGCCCAAUGGAUCCUAUGCAGGGACUUGAAGGUCUAGAUGAAGCGGGACCCAAGCCGGCUUGA
Molecule: messenger RNA, 462 nt
Organism: Westerdykella ornata
Lineage: Eukaryota; Fungi; Ascomycota; Dothideomycetes; Pleosporales; Sporormiaceae
Product: RNA-binding domain-containing protein
Exons: 2
Coding region: 1-462 (153 amino acids)
Molecular function (GO): RNA binding
Source: RefSeq, a predicted model, not a curated record